Molecule: messenger RNA, 3594 nt
Organism: Danio aesculapii
Lineage: Eukaryota; Metazoa; Chordata; Actinopteri; Cypriniformes; Danionidae
Gene: mlf1
Product: myeloid leukemia factor 1
Exons: 7
Coding region: 30-797 (255 amino acids)
Biological process (GO): regulation of DNA-templated transcription
Cellular component (GO): cytoplasm; nucleus
Source: RefSeq, a predicted model, not a curated record
AGAAGAGCCGAGAUCCUGAAUCCGUCAACAUGUUCAACUUCAGACAGCUCGAGGAGGACCCUUUCUUCGCCGACCCCUUCCGGCUGCAUCAUGAGCGUAUGCGGCAGAUGAUGGGGGGGUUUUCUGACCCCUUCGCCCAGAGCUUCAUGCCCAGCAUCACAGAUGUCCACCAGCGGGGUCACAGACAUCCUAACACCGGCCAACACCAGCGCAGUGACCGAGAGCUGGACUUCUUUGCCAGUCCUUUCUCUAUGAUGGAAAGCAUGAGGAACCGGAUGGAGGCGAUGCAUGGACAUACUGAGAACAUGUCAUCUCCAGACUCCAGCAGCCACUCCUUCUCCUCCUCCUCUGUCAUGACCUACUCGAAAGUAGGAGACGAGCCGGCAAAAGUGUUCGCAGCCUCGUCUCAGACGCGCCGUGCUCCUGGAGGAAUAAAAGAGACCAAGAAGUCUCUGCGGGACUCUGAGAGUGGGCUCCAGAAGAUGUCCAUCGGCCAUCACAUCCAGGACCGAGGACACGUCAUCGAGAGGAAGGAGAACAGAAAGACUGGAGAGAAAGAGUUCAACCAGGACUUCCAGAACAUGGACGAGACCGAGGCGCAGGCCUUUGAUCAGGAAUGGCAGCAGGAGGUGUCCAGAUUCCAGGUUUCUGCACCCACGGCCAGUCUGGAGGCACCGAAACACAGAACUGUGCACCGAGCGGCCAUCACAGCACCACAGCACACACACAGAGACACCAGAGCAGCUGAAGGAAAUCAAAAGCUCCACAUUACAGGCUCCAGCGUGAAGAAGCACUGAAGCUCAUUCAGAAUAAACCACUGCUGACUCUUACUGCAGCGUCCUCAUCAUCUGACAGUGACCUUCUCAUGGCAAACUCCAGCAGUGCAUCGCCAGCAGAAACACUUUUCCGUUCAGGUUUAUUUCAUUCGGAGAGUUAGUCCUACGUAGCUACACCUUUUUUUAACACUGAGCUAUAAAUAUUUGUCUACACUGUGCAGUUUGUGCUUUUCUUUUCAAACCAUAAUAGUGUUAUCCAUCAUCAGUGCACUGUCACUUUAAUCACUAGAGGACUCUGUUGAUGUGCUGCGUCUGAAUCUGAUCAUCUCAUCUUAACCUGUACGCUGGAAAACAAGCUUCUCAAACCCAAAACCAGCAUUAUAUAAGGGAUAGUUCACCCAUAAAUGAACAUUGCCUGUUAAUUUGACUUUUUUUUUUCUUCAGUAGGACAUUAAAGACGUCAUUACAGCCACCGGACUACAAUCAGACUACAUUUACACAUGUGCCCAGAGCUGUUUGACCAGGCUGAUAAAUGAUAUAAAGCUAAUAAUGUUGUAAAUAAUCUUCAAUUUCUUACAUGGACUGAUCGUUUGGCUUGACGAGACCCCAGUGUGUCAUCAGUAGCAACAUCUAUUGGUUUGGACUCUGUAUGUGUUUAUAUUUAAUCUGAUAUAAAACCUGUCACCAUUCACUGCCAUUAUAUGAAGCACCAAGAGCCAUGGAUCCAGCUCAAAAUCUGCGUUAAAUCUGUGUUAAAGACUUCUGCAUCAUAAAAACACCAUCAUAUGUGUGCAGAUAUUCAGAAACAUGCUAAGAACAUUCUUGUUUAUCUGAAAAACAAUGCUGAAGUCAGAUAUUCUGCUUUGAACAUGUGAGUUACGUGCUGGAACGUCUGUCUUUGUUUUGGUCUCUUUAACCCGCCCAAUGCCAGUUCAGCCAAUUAUAUUUCAGCACCCCGGGUUGCCAGAUGGUGGAAAACCACGUACUUCAUUCAUUCAUUCAGAAAGGCUCUGAAAGCAUUCGUCUUUGACCGAAAUGCGACCUCCGGUGGACAGUAGCAGACUCUGAAAUGAGACGCAGAUUCAGAGUUCCACAUGAGCUGGUUAUUAAUUAGCAAAUAAUAUAAAUAAUACCAACGUAAACAUUAGGUGAGCAGGUUACACUGUAAUCCCAUGUCCUAACAACUUGGUAUUUGACUAGAUACGCAGUGAUGCACCAGACAAAACAGCCAUUCAGAAGCACAGAAUAGUGCACUCACUGCACUUCAGCGAAAUGGUAAGGUUUAUAACCUAAUGAAUACAUAUUAAACCUGUUUAACAUGAUUAAAUGUAGAUGCUGAAUCACUGAUGUGUUGGCUUGCACUAUUUCGCAGUUCUAAAGUUCAAUUUCAAGCGGUUUAUUUUAUUUUCCAGAUCUGAGGUGAACUUUCUGCUGCUGCUUUCAGUAGUACGGCAAUAAAUGUCAUGUAAAAUGGCAUUCAGACUCACAUUAUUAGCAUUUAACACUGAAUAAAGCACAUGAGCUGUACCUGAGCUGAUCAUUGUCAGUUUUCUGUUGUUCAGCUGUGAGAAAUAGAAGCUGUUUCUAAUAUAUCAAUUUGAGCUGUAAAGUCACGUCAAGUAAAGUCAAAAGCUCCUUUUAAUAUGAAAAUAUUCCUACUAUCGCGUGCCAUUGCUUUUAUUUACAACACAACUUAAAUCAGUCUUAAAUCAGCCUUUAGGCUCGACAGUCAGGCUCACUGCUGUUGGUGUCGUCAAUCUGGCAACCUUGCAUUUGUUUUGAUCCAGGAGUGCAAUACCUAGUUGAACCACUAGGUGCAAUACCUAGUUGAACCACUAGGUGGCAAACCUAAAGGCUCGACAGUCAGGCUCACUGCUGUUGGUGUCGUCAAUCUGGCAACCUUGCAUUUGUUUUGAUCCAGGAGUGCAAUACCUAGUUGAACCACUAGGUGCAAUACCUAGUUGAACCACUAGGUGGCAAACCUAAAGGCUCGACAGUCAGGCUCACUGCUGUUGGUGUCGUCAAUCUGGCAACCUUGCAUUUGUUUUGAUCCAGGAGUGCAAUACCUAGUUGAACCACUAGGUGCAAUACCUAGUUGAACCACUAGGUGCAAUACCUAGUUGAACCACUAGGUGGCAAACCUAAAGGCUCGACAGUCAGGCUCACUGCUGUUGGUGUCGUCAAUCUGGCAACCUUGCAUUUGUUUUGAUCCAGGAGUGCAAUACCUAGUUGAACCACUAGGUGCAAUACCUAGUUAUACCACUAGGUGGCAAACCUAAAGGCUCGACAGUCAGGGUCACUGCUGUUGGUGACGACAAUCUGGCAACCUUGCAUUUGUUUUGAUCCAGGAGUGCAAUACCUAGUUGAACCACUAGGUGGCAAACUUACAUACUGCACCUUUAAUGUUCUACUAAAAUAAAGUCACCUACAUCUCGGUUGACCUGUGAAUGAGUAAAUUGACAGGACAUUUUCAUUUUUGGGUGAACUAUCCCUUUAAACCGUCCAUUCUCCAAACACAAUACUAUCAAGUCUGUUUCACUAUUAUUGUUUUUUUUAAAUACCAGUCUUUCUUUAAAUUGUGUCUGCAAAUAUGUGAGAAAUAAAGCUGGAGGAGAGUUGCCAUGUCUAUAAAGCAGAUAUCUGACAGGUGCUGGAACCGGAGUCAUGAACAGGACCAUAUCCAGGAGCCGCUGCUGUAAUGCACUUACUGAUGAUGUGAAUGUGUGUAUCCUGCAGUAAUCACCAUCAAACACCCUCAAAAACGCACUCUGUGAACAUGUGCAUGGAGGUAGACUGUUUUAUAAACGUUUCAGCGUUC